GAAUUGAACCUUGGAGGAAAUGAACAUAAAAAUUGUCACCAUAUUAUUAGCGGCAUUGAUUGUGGUGUCGGUGGAUGCUGGUUUGCUCGAUGCCAUAAAAAAUUUGAAAGUUUUUCGACAUUUGAAACACAAGUCAAAUGGAACGAAAGAAAAUGAAUCGGAGUCAACGUACCAUGCGAGAAUCAAUGCAAAAGACAGUUUGAAUGAUGAAAAUGAUUGGAUAACUGUUCAGUCGCCGAUCGCGCUCUCGUUGCACAAGUCAAAAUUUGUGAAGCGUGAUUUCGAACCGUUAAAAUUCCAUGGUCAUUGGGAACGAGAAGGUGAAGCAUUCAUCGAAGAUACUGGAUCCUCUGCGAAGAUAACAUUUCAAGGUCGACAUGAACGACCCUUUAUAAGCGGCGGCCUCUUGAAUUCCGGUGAAGUUUACAUUUUUGUAACCGAGUAAUGCGCUAUAUGUUUUAUAUGAAAACGUCACACGAAUCUCCCCCGAAAACGACAUCUUUGGUCUUGCAGCAGAAGCUGUUUCUAUGCUGAAAAUUUCCUUUCAGUUUAAAAAAUUUAAUAUAUUAUUUAUGCAGAAUUGUACAAAUAUUUUAAAACUUUGAAAUGAGAU
Molecule: messenger RNA, 613 nt
Organism: Contarinia nasturtii (swede midge)
Lineage: Eukaryota; Metazoa; Arthropoda; Insecta; Diptera; Cecidomyiidae
Exons: 4
Coding region: 20-445 (141 amino acids)
Source: RefSeq, a predicted model, not a curated record